AUGACUUCCCUUUAAGUGAAGAUGCCACAUAUUUGGCCAGCACUGGUUCAGAAGGGUUUGAUAGACUAGAAUUAAAAGGGACACUCAUGAAUGAUGCUUUAUCUUUUUACGCUUCGAAGCAUAAGGAUGGUUCUUGGAAAACUCGAAAAACGAAUGAUUAUAUAGUCGAAGCAUUUUCAACAACGCCUGGGGGAUGGUCAAAAUUUGUACAUAGUACAUUCCGAAAUUUACACAAUGAUAUUUCUACAACUUUACCUAUUGGUGAAAUCUUUUCUUAUAACGCACAGCGAACUGUUUGGGUAGCAAAAGAUGGCCAACAACUUGUAAAUCUUCCAUCAAGAAAUGCAUCUUUAGAUUAUUGGAAUCUGAAUAACCCAACCUAUAAGCCAUUUUAA
Racocetra persica is the source of this 395-nucleotide messenger RNA. The record is from the annotation of a GenBank genome assembly. Lineage: Eukaryota; Fungi; Glomeromycota; Glomeromycetes; Diversisporales; Gigasporaceae.